Messenger RNA from Trichoderma atroviride IMI 206040, 1102 nucleotides. RefSeq lists its product as uncharacterized. Gene Ontology annotation, molecular function: orotate phosphoribosyltransferase activity. Gene Ontology annotation, cellular component: cytoplasm. Gene Ontology annotation, biological process: pyrimidine nucleotide biosynthetic process; 'de novo' pyrimidine nucleobase biosynthetic process; pyrimidine ribonucleoside biosynthetic process. Lineage: Eukaryota; Fungi; Ascomycota; Sordariomycetes; Hypocreales; Hypocreaceae. The record is from RefSeq and is a predicted model, not a curated record.
CUGACAAGAAACACAUAGCAAGCUUGAAAAGGGUGACGAAUCGUUUAGAUUUUGUCUCUCAUUGCUAUCAAAUUAUAUCAAACAAGCUUUCGAGCUCACACGACAUCCUUCAUUUUAACUCAUUCUUUUCAUAAGAUAAGAAACUCAUAAACCAAAGACAAGAAGAAGAUAGUUCAAGAAACAAUGGCCUCCCAGCUCCCCGCCUACAAGCAGGAAUUCCUGAAAUCCGCCAUCGACGGCGGCGUCCUCAAAUUCGGCAGCUUCGAGCUCAAGUCCAAGCGGAUAUCCCCCUACUUCUUCAACGCGGGCGAAUUCCACUCGGCCCGCCUCGCCGGCGCCAUCGCCUCUGCCUUUGCAAAGACAAUCAUCCAGGCGCAGCAGGAAUCCGGCCUCGAGUUCGACCUCGUCUUCGGCCCCGCCUACAAGGGCAUCCCGCUGUGCUCGGCCAUCACCAUCAAGCUCGGCGAGCUGGCGCCCCAGAACCUGGACGCCAUCUCGUACUCGUUUGACCGCAAGGAGGCCAAGGACCACGGCGAGGGCGGCAACAUUGUCGGCGCUCCGCUCAAGGGCAAGAAGGUCCUCAUCGUGGACGAUGUCAUUACUGCUGGCACGGCCAAGCGGGAUGCCAUUGAGAAGAUCACAAAGGAGGGUGGCAUCGUCGCGGGUAUUGUCGUCGCUCUGGACCGCAUGGAGAAGCUUCCUGCUGCUGAUGGCGAUGACUCCAAGCCGGGCCCUAGUGCUAUUGGCGAGCUGAGGAAGGAGUAUGGCAUUCCCAUCUUUGCCAUCCUGACCCUGGAUGACAUUAUCGACGGAAUGAAGGGGUUUGCUACUGCGGAGGAUAUCAAGAACACGGAGGAGUACCGGGCCAAGUACAAGGCGACCGAUUAAAAAGUACCUCUAUAGCUUGGCCUUUUGGUGCUUGAGCAACGUAGACGAGUAAACAAGUCAAAGACGUUGAUGCAUUGUAGUCAUAGGUCUUCACCUAUUUCUAGGUUGAACAGGACGGAAAGAAAAAAAGAGUAAACUGAAAAUAGUCUCAUUAUAUUCCACCUAUACCUAGAAAAAUACCCUGGAUCAUAUCUAGAUGCCAGCUACCUAUCUA